Daldinia childiae is the source of this 1146-nucleotide messenger RNA. Its product is annotated as DNA-directed RNA polymerases I and III subunit RPAC1. Lineage: Eukaryota; Fungi; Ascomycota; Sordariomycetes; Xylariales; Hypoxylaceae. Bases 1 to 1146 code for a protein of 381 amino acids. The record is from RefSeq and is a predicted model, not a curated record. Gene Ontology annotation, molecular function: DNA binding; protein dimerization activity. The transcript is spliced from 2 exons. Gene Ontology annotation, biological process: DNA-templated transcription. Gene Ontology annotation, cellular component: RNA polymerase III complex; RNA polymerase I complex.
AUGGCACCUUCGUCAGGACGGCGGCAACCGCCAAGCACGGAAGAAUUAGAUGAGCGUAAUAUCGUAGGUAUCAACAAAGAAACAGUCACCAAUACAGUCUCCAAUGAUUACCCGGAAAACUACGCGAACGAAGAGAACGCAUGGGACAAGGAGGCUUUCCGCAAGAGCUUCAAAAUCCAAUGGCACCAAAAUGAGCAAUUUGAGGCGCAAUUCUCGCUUAUCGGAGUUGACGCUUCCAUAGCAAACGCCUUCCGCCGAAUUCUCAUCGCUGAGAUUCCCACCCUCGCCAUCGACAUAGUCUACAUCCACAACAAUACCUCCGUAAUCCAAGACGAAGUUCUCGCCCACAGAUUGGGUCUCAUCCCCUUCACUGGCGGGAAGAAGGGUCUGCGGGAGUGGAUGCGGUUCUGGCGACGGCCCGCCGAGGGCGAGGGUGCCUACGAUACGACUUUCGACAACAACACAGUAUGUCUGAAGCUCAAGGCGCAGUGCACGCACAACAAGAACGCGCCGCCCAACUCCAAGGACCCGAAGGAGCUAUACCACAAUGCGCACCUGUACGCCAAGGACAUCACGUUCGAGAUGCUCGGCGCCCAACCUAAGUUCUUCUCGGGUGAAGACGCUGUUCGCCCUUUCAACCCGGACAUCUUAAUCGUCAAGAUGCGCCCCGGCCAGGAGGUCGAUAUCGAAAUGCAUAUGCAUAAGGGCUACGGCUGGGAUCAUGCCAAAUGGUCCCCCGUUGCCACCGCCAGUUACCGACUCAUGCCGUCUAUCAAGAUCACGCAGCCGAUCUUGGGCGACGACGCCAAAAAGUUCGCGGGAUGUUUUAUGGACGGCGUGAUCGGAUUAGAGCCCGUGACGCGGCAGGAAGCCCGUAAAAAAGGUAGCGGGUAUGAGGGCCACGAAGGCGAGCUUAAGGCCGUGGUGAAGGACCCGAUGCGCGACACGGUGAGCCGCGAGGCGCUACGACAUCCCGAGUUUGAGGGCAAGGUCAAGCUAGGCAGGAGACGGGACCACUUUAUCUUCUCGAUCGAGAGCACGGGCCAGUGGGAUAGCGACGAGUUAUUCCUCGAGUCCGUCAAAACCCUAAAGAAAAAGUGCCAGGUGCUCCGGCCGCAGGUCACGAAUAUGGUCUACACGUACUAG